Molecule: messenger RNA, 4722 nt
Organism: Dipodomys spectabilis (banner-tailed kangaroo rat)
Lineage: Eukaryota; Metazoa; Chordata; Mammalia; Rodentia; Heteromyidae
Gene: Jade3
Product: jade family PHD finger 3
Exons: 12
Coding region: 195-2672 (825 amino acids)
Biological process (GO): regulation of transcription by RNA polymerase II
Cellular component (GO): histone acetyltransferase complex
Source: RefSeq, a predicted model, not a curated record
AGAAGAGCGCGCGGCGGGCAGGCGUGCAGUCGGCCAGCAGACGUGCAGGCGGCGGCGGGCCAGCUAGCCGAAUAAGAGUGAACGCGUCCGGCGAGACGGGAAGCUGUUAGUGUACAAUUGAGUUGAAUAUCCCCUGUAUUAUGAACAAGACACUACAUUCUGAAUAGAAUACAAGCCUAUCUGGAUGCUCCAAGAUGAAGCGCAGUAAGCCUUCUAGCAGCAGUGAGAGUUCAGAUGAUUGUCCUUCUACUUCAUUUUUUCCUGGCAAACUAUAUAAAAGCAAAAUCAAGUCAAAAACUGAAAAAGAACAAAAGAAACCUGCUGAGGUAUUCCGGAAGGACCUCAUCAGCGCUAUGAAAAUUCCAGAUACUCACCACAUUAAUCCUGAUAGCUAUUACCUCUUUACUGACACAUGGAAAGAAGAAUGGGAAAAGGGAGUCCAGGUCCCAGCCAAUCUGGACACUCUGCCAGAGCCUAGUGUCAGGAUUAUAUCUGAGAAGGUAAAUAGUGUUCCCUUUGUCCUACCUCGGAAAUAUAUUCGUUGCUCCAGCCCAGACCCUGAAGAGCCUGGCUUUGUCAACAUCAUGGAGUUGUCAGCAGCUACAUGUCGUUAUGAUCUGGAUGACAUGGAUAUCAUUUGGCUUCAAGAACUCAAUCAUGACCUUACAGAAAUGGGUCAAGAGUCAGUUAACGAGACACUUAUGGAAAAGGUCAUAGAAGCCCUGGAACAUCUUUGCCAUGAACGCAUGAGCCAUGCUAUUAAGACAGUGGAAGGAUUAGGCAUAGAGUAUGAUGAAGAUGUGAUCUGUGAUGUGUGCCGCUCUCCAGACAGUGAAGAAGGGAAUGAUAUGGUAUUCUGUGAUAAGUGUAACAUCUGUGUGCAUCAGGCCUGCUAUGGUAUCCUCAAGAUCCCACCUGGCAACUGGCUGUGUCGUUCCUGUGUUCUGGGUAUUCGUCCAAAGUGUCUAUUGUGUCCAAAGAAAGGUGGAGCCUUGAAAUCUACCAGGAGUGGGAGUAAAUGGGCUCAUGUCAGUUGUGCUCUAUGGAUUCCAGAGGUCAGCAUUGCUUGUCCUGAAAGGAUGGAACCAAUCAUAAAGAUAUCCCACAUACCACCUAGCCGAUGGGCCUUAGUUUGCACCCUGUGCAAGUUGAAGACAGGAGCUUGUAUUCAGUGCUCUGUAAGAAGCUGCACCACAGCUUUUCAUGUCACCUGUGCCUUUGAGCACAACCUAGAGAUGAAGACCGUCCUAGAUGAUAGCGACGAAGUAAAGUUCAAGUCAUUCUGUCUCAAGCACAGCCAAAACAGGCAGUCACUUGGGGAGGUUGAGCCCCACAACCACAGAGCUGCCGAACCAAGCCAGACCAAGAAUGAGAAAAAUAACGUGAGGGCACAGAAGCUUCGUGAACUAGAAGAAGAGUUCUAUUCCUUCGUGAAAGCAGAAGACGUGGCUGCAGAACUAGAGCUACCCAUGGAAACUGUGGACUUUAUCUAUAACUACUGGAAACUCAAACGCAAAAGCAACUUCAACAAACCAUUAUUUCCUCCCAAGUUGGAAGAAGAAAACAUCCUGGUACAGCCAAAAGAAGAAAAUAUUCACACUCGCAUGAGAAUGUUUAUGCACCUGCGGCAGGACUUGGAGAGGGUCCGAAAUCUGUGCUACAUGAUAAGCAGAAGAGAGAAGCUGAAACUCUCUCAGAACAAGUUACAGGAGCAGAUCUUCAACUUGCAAGCCCAGAUUAUGCACGACGAAAUUGCUACAGGAUCUCCUUUGACAAAUGCACUGGAGAACGCACUAUUUUCCUCACCAUCAAAAGUUGCCUUAAAGUCGGGGGCCAGACCAAUACCAGAAGAUUGCAGAAAUGGCACCAUAGAGACUGAUCAUCGACCCUGCUCCCCUAGCAGUGGCUUGCUUACUCUCAGUAAAAGAAGCCUACAGGUGCCUGAAGUGCCACUGGACCUGCAAGUGAAAUCAUAUUCAAUGCCUCCACUAGAAAGCAAGAAAAACUGUUUGCUCGACAGCCUCAACCACUCUCAGAAUGAAGCCAACAGUCCCAGUCCUACUCAGAAAUCUCCAUCUUCUGAGUUUUCUCAUGGGCCAUCAGUGGAAAUGGAGAAGUCUCCAGUCUUUGAGGCUGUCCUCUAUGGACAGUCUCGUGCCAACAGUGGAAAUAGUGAGCCUAGCCCCAAGUCUGCCAAGUCAAAUGGCCUUGAGGACAAUCUGCCUUUGAAUGUCAUCCAGGAAGCUAGUGCUAGUGAGAUACUCGGUAACCAGGAGCCCAUGGUAGGCUCCCACUUAGCUGGUCAGAGUAGCUUUAGAAAAUCAACUUUGGAAAAGUUCAGAUCCUUUAAAGAAACAACCAAAAAAUGGAGAAGGAGCACUGAGGGCCCCCAAUGCUAUGUGAAACCAACUAAGAGUAUAAAUCCUAAAGAUCAGUUCCGGGGUAGGCAGCUUCUCAGGCGAUCCUCUGAGAAAGCUGCAUAUCCAGAGACCGAUGGUUAUUGCCCAGAUUUGGAACUGAGUGAUUCUGAGAGCGAAAGUGAUGGAAGUAAGGAAAAAGACCUUGUAAACAAAGAUAGCUCAGACAAGGAAAGCCCUCCUCAGGAUUCUGAACAGGAUUUCCAUAGGGAAAGCGAGGUACAUCCUCUUCCCCAUGGUUCAAUGCAGAGAUGAUUAGAAACUGCCAGUGGUCCAAUAUUUGCCCCAGUUACUGGGACAAAUCCAAACACCAAAGGAUUCUGGCAUAUAUUAGGAGGAAAUACAGUAAAAGGGAAUUUUUUCCACAGUAAAUUGAAUUGCAGUAUUUGAAAAGGUUUCAAGUCUUAAUUUUUACAAGUAUAUAGUAAGAAUUACAGAUUAUGUCUGGAAGUUGGUUUGUCAGGGGUUGUUUGGAAACAGCUAGGUCCAGAGUUACUUGUUCAGUGAAUGCUCAGGGACUGCUUUCCAGUUACAUUAACAUACUGCUAAGUAUGUAUUAAGGGUCCUUACAUUGCUAAUGGUCUCUGUUUAUGUAUUAAGGGUCCUUACAUUGCUAAUGGUUUACAAGAGACCAUGAUUAUCAGACACUAAAUCUACUUACUAUUUGAAACUACAAUAUAAUUCCCAGAGCUCCAGUCUCUGGAAAGUUUCUAAUACUGGUGUCUCAAGGGAGAGACUGGGAGAGAUUAUCUGUCAGAUACUGUCAAGCUCACUACCCUCUUCCUUUGCUUCUGGCUAGGUGGAGUUUCUUUGACAGAAUCAUAACUUACCAGUCAGUUCUCCUAAUGCUUGAAGUGUCCAGUGCCUGUUCUUAGACCUGCUUGUUGGGGACAUACUCAUAAUUCUUUUACCCAGCUAACAAGCAUAAAAGGCUAACUUGUAAUAGUGUUUACAAAAGUACACAUGUACUACUUCCAAGGAAAAUGCUCUGGUUCUCUGUUUAGGGAUUUUCGAAGAAUCCCAGAGUCUUUCCCAAAGUGAGAUCAUUUCUGGGAUAUUUGUACCAGAUCAGGGUUUUCAUGUUGUUUUCAAAUGAGUUUGGCUGACAGUUUUUGUAUUCCUGCUUUAAUGUUUAUAAGAAAUUUUAUUGAGGUAUAAGGAAAAUAUAAUGAAGCGCACAGAGGUUAAGUAUUCUUAUUUGCUUUAAUUUUGAAACAGAUUUUUAUUUUCAAACAGAAUUUAAGUCAUGUGUUUAUCACAUGCAUAUAAUUUAGCUUUGUGUCCAUUUUGAAUCCAAGGCAAUUUUCCAAACAAAAAGGCUAGAGCCAUUUUUCACAGGUUGUUUGUAUACCCUCCUCCAAAACUCUCAGCCUUGGUUCCUUCUUUCUAGAGGAAGAGAAUAAUUACACUUCAGGGGAAGGGGUGAAACACGUUUGCUUCCAUUUUGAAAAGAAGGCAAAAUACCAGUUUUAAAAUGUGAAGCAAACUGGGAUGCUCAGCUCUCUUGUUGUUAGCCUUAAAUCAAUAUUCUCUUUUUUCUAGCUUGGAAAAAUGUAGUAACAAUUUUCAAACAGAAGAGGCCAUUUUCAAUUUCUAAAGUUUUGUACUGGUGAAAUAGCCCGGCUCUGAUAAGGUGCCAGUGAGUGAAGCCUACGCUGGUUUGGUGGCUACAGAAAACUCAAUGCACUUUGCUUCACCCCACUUUUGUUCUGACUUUGUCAAGAAAAGUUUCUUGUGCUUUUCUCCCUUUCUGGAAACUUCUGUAUUUUACAUGUUGCUUGGCUGUCUUCAGAAUGUUUCUUCUGUGCCUAUGUACAAGUGUGAAUAUGCCAUGACGUGUGAUGUAGAGCGUUUGAAUGGAAAAAUGGAGAGAACUUGCCCUUACACCUGAUGAAGCUUCUGUGCAUAAAAAUUUGACACUUUCAUGGUAACAAAAUUAUAAGAGAAUUAUAAGAGAAUUGAAAAGGCCUCUUGGUGUUAGAGGCCAAUACAGGAUUUUAUAUUCAUCCUGUCAUGCCUUUCCAUUUUCUGUGCAUGGAAGAGAAAGCAAAUGGGAACAAUAUACUUCAGCCACUUUCCAUAUGCAAUGCCAUGGGAAACUAUCAUUUCAAUCAGGGAAAUAUAGUAAUAAUAUUUUUGCAGCAUUUUUCUAAAUAAAUGAAGGAGCCUUCCAUUGUAUACAUUUCAACUGCCCCAGAUUGCAUUUGCUACAUUUUGUUUGAAGUAUUACCUCUUGCCUCUAUUAAUUUUUUAUCUUAGAAAGUCUGGUUUUUCAAGAUAAAUACAAUCUGUUUUCAAAGUCACC